Messenger RNA from Choloepus didactylus (southern two-toed sloth), 4159 nucleotides. It is a transcript of the gene FKBP5, whose product is annotated as FKBP prolyl isomerase 5. The transcript has 12 exons. NCBI's taxonomy places the organism in Eukaryota, Metazoa, Chordata, Mammalia, Pilosa, Megalonychidae. The coding region runs from base 347 to 1717 and encodes 456 amino acids. Gene Ontology annotation, molecular function: protein binding; peptidyl-prolyl cis-trans isomerase activity. The record is from RefSeq and is a predicted model, not a curated record.
ACCCUAUGGAAGGCGGGUCCUGCGGCCGGCGGGAGCGGGACGGCGCCGGGCGCUGCCCCCGGGGUUUCGAGCCGGCUGGCGGGCACUACCAGUCUGGGGUGACUGUGUCCGGCGUGCAGGCGGCCUGCUGGGCGGGCUGAGGGGAGCUCAGCGCGCUGGUGCGGCGGAGGGAGACGGAGUCGACAAGCAACCGCGACGACAGGUCCCGGCUUCGGCCCCUGUCGGCGGCCCCCGACUCGCCCGAGGCCCAGGGGGCCUGUGACCACGGAGCGGCGCCGCGGCCGCUCGGAGGAGGCGGCGGGAUCCUCGGAGAGCCGGGCGGAGAGUUUUCUACCUAUAAAAGACAAUGACUACUGACGAAGGUGCUAAGAACAAUGGAGACAGCCCAGCAGCAGCUGUUGCUGAACGGGGAGAGGAUAUUACCUCUAACAAAGACAGAGGCGUAUUAAAGAUUGUCAAGAGAGUGGGGAAUAACGAGGAAACACCAAUGAUUGGAGACAAAGUUUAUGUUCAUUACAAAGGAAAAUUGUCAAAUGGAAAGAAGUUUGAUUCCAGUCAUGAUAGGAAUGAACCAUUUGUCUUUAGUCUUGGCAAAGGUCAGGUUAUCAAGGCAUGGGACAUUGGAGUGGCUACCAUGCAGAAAGGAGAGAUCUGCCACUUACUUUGUAAACCAGAAUAUGCAUAUGGCUCGGCUGGCAGUGUUCCCAAAAUUCCCUCAAAUGCAACGCUGUUUUUUGAGAUUGAACUCCUUGAUUUCAAAGGAGAGGAUUUAUUUGAAGAUGGAGGCAUUAUCCGGAGAAUCAAACGGAAGGGAGAAGGAUACUCAAAUCCAAAUGAAGGAGCAACAGUAGAAAUCCACCUGGAAGGUCGCUGUGGCGAACGGAUGUUUGAUUGCAGAGAUGUGGUAUUCAUCGUUGGUGAAGGAGAAGACCACGACAUUCCAAUUGGAAUCGAUAAAGCGCUGGAGAAAAUGCAGCGGGAAGAGCAAUGUGUUUUAUAUCUUGGACCACGAUAUGGUUUUGGAGAGUCAGGGAAGCCUAAAUUUGGCAUUGAACCUAAUGCUGAGCUUAUAUAUGAAGUUAUACUUAAGAGCUUCGAAAAGGCCAAAGAAUCCUGGGAGAUGGAUACCAAAGAAAAAUUGGAGCAGGCUGCCAUUGUCAAAGAGAAGGGAACCGUAUACUUCAAGGGAGGCAAGUACAUGCAGGCAGUGAUUCAGUAUGGGAAGAUAGUGUCCUGGCUAGAGAUGGAAUAUGGUUUAUCAGAAAAGGAAUCAAAAGCUUCUGAAUCAUUUCUGCUUGCUGCCUUUCUGAACCUGGCCAUGUGCUACUUGAAGCUUAGAGAAUACACCAAAGCUGUCGAGUGCUGUGAUAAGGCCCUUGGACUGGACAGUACCAAUGAGAAGGGCUUGUACAGGAGGGGUGAAGCCCAGCUGCUCAUGAAUGAGUUUGAGUCAGCCAAGGGUGACUUUGAGAAAGUGUUGGAAGUGAAUCCCCAGAAUAAGGCUGCAAGACUGCAGAUCUCCAUGUGCCAGAAAAAGGCUAAGGAGCACAACGAGAGGGACCGCAGGAUAUAUGCCAACAUGUUCAAGAAGUUUGCAGAGCAGGAUGCAAAGGAAGAGGCCAGUAAAGCAAUGGGCAAGAAAACUGUAGGAGUCACCAAUGAAAAAGAAUCAGAAAGUCAAGCAAUGGAGGAAGAGAAACCUGAAGACCGCGUAUGACACCACGCAAAGGAGGGCAGAGAGUCCUAAUGAACUCGACCCCCUCCUCACCGGGCUUUCACCCAACUCAGGACUAAACAGUGUUUAAUGUAAAGUCUGUUAUAGUAUAUGUGAUUCUGGAAGCAAAUGGAAAAAACCAGUAGCUCACCCCAAAAAAACACCACCCUGCUGCUGCCCAGUACACUCAUCAAGAGGGUGGCAUGGGACCACUCCAGGUGGGACAAAACAAAGAAAUGACUAUUGGUAUGGCAAGAUGAACCAACAGCUUAAGUCCAGUUCAUUUCAGUUUGUGUCAAUUUUCAGUAUCCAAUUCAGGGUCCCUUGAGAUAAUCCUAACAAGUUGGGAUGUCUGUUCUGUUUCUCAUUUGACUGCAUUUAAUUGAACUUUAAAAGUACUGCAGAAACCUGAGAAAACUGUUUAAUGAAUUUCUCCUUUCCUACAGUUGAGUGGGGAAGGAAAAGGAAGGGAUGCAUUUUGCAUUUUAAAUGACUAAAGUGCUACCAAUGCAACCUGUUGCAUUUUUAACCAACAGAAUCCACAGUAGAGGGGGCUGCAUCCCCUCAGGUACACAGUAGCGUCACAGACUUGAAAGCCAGAACCUCAGAGGUCACCUGCUUGCUGACUUGGCCUCUGCCCACACUCCCUGUCCGAGCAGCCUCCUUGUGAGGAUGGCUUCCGCCAUGCCCAGCUUGUCCCUGGAGGAGGAAUCAGUCAUUCCUGAAGGGCCCUUCAGCAAUGGUAAUGAGCAGACAAGAGUUUUGGGAUUAGCUUUCCCUGUUUGGGUUGAUGAAAUGUGAACAUAGCAAUCAGAAUUGUGCUUUUUCCUCCUCUGUUCCUUCUAGGAAAUAAUAUUGAGUACAGUACUGCCUCCUAGCAUCACUACUGUUCAGUUUCUUAUCUCCACUCUAAUCCUUGCUGUUAAGAAUUUAAGACUUACCUGGAGUGGAUUUAUUUACAUGGCCAUUUAGGAUUGAUGCAGCUUUGUCUUCUUUUUUUAAAUGACUGGCUCAUAAACAUAUAGAUGCUGGUUUAUGGACUUCAUUUACACCCCUAUCAUGCAAACAAUUUUUAAUUUUUUACUACUAAUUUCCUUAAUUUUUAAAAACAAAAUCUCUGAGGUUGAAAAAAAAAAAAAAAAAAGUAGUUCCUUUUCGACUUUAAGCUUUCUUUUCCUAUGCAGAGAGCUUCUUUUUUCUGGUGUGUGUUGUGAAAGAGAAUUGAAAACAGCUUCCCAUGCAGGUACAUCUAGUCUAAAUCCCCAGUACUUGGGCAUUGAAUUAGGGUAAGUCUUAAAUACGUUCAGGUAGCUGAAUUUUAGUCCUUGCGGGUACAUGAGAUUGAGCAUGGCUUUACAUUCUGACAGUCUGAGAAUUGCUCCUAGGAGUGUACUUGGCAGCCCAAGAAACCUUUAUUCACUUAAACCUGGGCCAUCUCACGUUUCUAAAUCUUAAAGCAACACUGGCAGUUAUAUUUUAGAUUAGUUUUUGUUUUUAUGGCUUUUUAGUAAAACACUUUCAUUGUUAGGUUAAGAUCCACCUCAAAACCUAAAAAUGAAGUUGUUUCCUUUUGUACCAGUUUUCUUCUCCCUGGAACAAAUGGAAUUAUAUUGUGAGUUUUCUCCUUUAAUGAUAACUAAAACCGUUCCUAAUUUCACAUUUGCUCUUUUGUCUUUUUUCCAUGAAAUCUUUCUUUUAAAACCCCCAAUCUCACAUAAGAAAUAAAAGUAAAAAAUGAUUUUGCUUAUUUGCUUAACAUUUUGGUAUUUAUAGCUCUGUUGACUAGAGCAUGAUUCCAGUUAGGCCAGGAUUGAGAUUUGAUCUCCAAAAAGACCAGUUAGCUUUUGUAGAUAACAAAAAAUCUUUUCCAAAAAUCAGAAUAUCCCACCUGUCUCCCAAGUGUAUGUUGUGGGUCACAAGGGAGAAGAGGCAGGAAUUGGGGGUGUGAGUGGAAGUGGUUCUGAGCUAAUGCUUACAAGGUGCCCAUCACCAUGCAAAGGAAGAAAAUUCAUAUUCUUGUAUCAAAGUCUUAAACAAUUUGUGUAGAAAUCAACAGGUGUCUUUGAACCAUCUUAAAGACUGCAUAUGCAGUGGUAAGUCAGCAUAUGAAAACUUCAAAACAAUUUAUUUUUUAAAAAUCAUAAUCUGGAUAUACUUCUGUGUCCCCUAAGUAAAUUUUAAAGAAAAAGUGAUUUCCCAUGGUUCUUUGUUUUGCUCAAAUAGUCUUCAAGGAAGAUUAUUUUAGUUGGAAAAUUAUGAUGGGACCAAAUUGAAAAUGAGACUUCAGGAAAAACUGGCAAGGAAAAACUGGCAAGGGAUAAUAUCUUCAUACUCUGGGCUCUAAUAUAUAACCUGAAAUCAUCUUUGGGGUAAAAGCAGUGGAAUUAUUCGUUUUGGUUAAAAUGAACCAACUGAUCAGGAAAAUAAAAAAGUUUUGUUUUUUCA